Molecule: messenger RNA, 780 nt
Organism: Punica granatum (pomegranate)
Lineage: Eukaryota; Viridiplantae; Streptophyta; Magnoliopsida; Myrtales; Lythraceae
Source: RefSeq, a predicted model, not a curated record
AUGUCUGGUAAUCAGACACUUGCACCUCUUGCAGGAAUCGGAGGGAAUCAGCCACAACUGGCUGCACUACUUUCUCCCUAUACCGUCACUGCGUCUGAUGGCACCGGGGUUCAGUUGAUCAAUUGUAAGCUGAACGGGGACAAUUACCUCACAUGGUCCCGAUUGAUGCGGAUAUCGCUUCGCGCGAAAAACAAAAUAGGAUUCAUUGAUGGAACCCUCCCUGAACCAGCAGAAGGAGAGCCGAACAGGGCUCUAUUGGUGAUAGCAAACUCCACGGUCGUUGCAUGGAUUGCAAAUACGUUGGAGAAAGAUCUUCAACCUAGCAUCGCUUGUAUCGAGAACGCAAAAAUUCUCUGGGACGACCUGAAACAACGGUUUUCCCAAGGUAAUGAAACCCGAAUUUAUCAACUAAAAUGCGAAAUUUACCAGUUGAAGCAGGAAGGCAGACCCGUCUCAGAGUAUUACUCACUACUCAAGGGUCUCUGGGAUGAACUCGAUCAAUUGCUCGAAGAAACUGGCUGCACUUGUGCGUGCAUCUGUGGGAUUGGAGCAACCCGAACUGCACAAAGAGAGAAGGAGAAAGCUCAUCAAUUCCUAAUGGGUUUGAACCCUAAUUUUAACACAGUCCGGUCAAAUAUACUCAAUCUCGAGAUUUUUCCUUCUCUCAGUCGAGUAUUUCAAAUGGUGAUUCAUGAUGAGCGGCAAAGGAUGGUGAUCCGUGCUCAAGAGAUAGGACCGGAGGCUGCUGCAUACAUGGCGAGAGGAGGCAAAGAGAUUUAG